AUGGAGCCAAACAGUGUGGUCUCCGCCAUGAAGGGCGAUAAACUGAAGGACUCUCCUCAAUGGAGAAACUGGUUUGCAAGAGUGAAGCUAUUUGCUCGCCAGAAGAAGGUGUGGGACCUAGUAAACCCACAGAUUGAGGAAGAUUACCUCGAGCAGCCAAUGCGCAAGCCGAAGAGGCCUCAAUACCCAGAAGGUGGAUCUGAGAGUGUUAAGCGUGAAUGGAGAGAUCGGCUUGACAUCUAUAAGCUUGAUCUAGCGGAGUGGGAGCAGCAGGCAAAGGGCUUGGAUGCUGUGAACAAAUGGAUCAUCACUAACCUUGAUCCAAUUCACCAUGCCUCCCUGCUUGACUAUGAGACUCCGUAUGAACGUUUGGUUUAUCUCACAACUCGAUUUGCCCGAUCUAAUGCAUAUGAGGAAGAUAUCCGUGCUCAGUGGAAGUGGUUCUCAUCAUCUCCGCCUAGAAAGGGCGUUGACAUUAAUCACUGGCUAGCCGACUGGAAUACUCUGAGGGAACAAGCAGUUAGUUUAGAUUUGCCUGAAGUGAAGAGUGCGAACAAGGAUUUCCUUCAUGCAGUGAAAGACGUCUUGCCUACCUGGUGGCAGGCGAAGUAUGAGUCAAUCAUAAUGAACCAUGAGGAUUGGGAGACUCGAGAUCUGAUUGAAAACUUCCGAGGGUUCUACCAAGAGAUGGUGCCACAGAAACCAACCAGUACUAUCUCAAAAGCAUCAUUUUCGACAUUCCAGGACUUUGAAGAGGCAGAAACAGACCAGCUGCAGAAACCACCACAGAAGCAAGGAAACAAGCCACCGAUCCCUAAGCGCUGGUGCCCCUGUGGUAACUGA
Messenger RNA from Aspergillus chevalieri, 843 nucleotides. RefSeq lists its product as uncharacterized. Bases 1 to 843 code for a protein of 280 amino acids. NCBI's taxonomy places the organism in Eukaryota, Fungi, Ascomycota, Eurotiomycetes, Eurotiales, Aspergillaceae. The record is from RefSeq and is a predicted model, not a curated record. The transcript has a single exon.